AUGACAAUUGAUGUACGAAAUGGUCAGAUCACUAGGACUCUGGAUCAGAUAGAGCAGGUCAAAACAGCAAUUCCUGCUCGUACAAUAGACUCGUUGCAUGAUCUUAUUCAUCAUGAUCUUGUGAUAAAUAUGAGCGAAAGUAUCCAGCAACUGUAUGACCUACGCAGUGAUGAUGUUUACCGUUUGGCAACUAGUAUCAAAGGAAAUUCUCCAAUAUAUCUAAGCAUGAUCAUGGACAAACGGCAGGCUGCUAAAGAUCUUCUUUCAAAAUGGUUUGAUUCUCGUAUAGCUAUCGGUGGGAAGGAGUACAUGAUCCACUUGGUCAUUGAACGGAUUAUUACCUCGGGCAAAGAGGAUAUUGAGGAGGUUAAGAUCAAGAAAGAAAGGAAAAGUACUCCCAGUACCGAAGAGGAUAGCAGCACUAUACAAUCAGGUCUAUAUACACCAUCUGAGAGAUUUUCUGAGGCGGUACAAGAGCCUCUAAAACGCUCAGCAAGUGUGUCCUCUUCAGCUUUUGAUGAGACUCCCUAUCGGACGAGAAGAAGGCAUGCUGUUGAUGAACGAGAUAUGGAUCGGAUUUGGGGGUGUAGUCCCUUUACUAGUAAAGAUUAG
This is a messenger RNA of Aspergillus alliaceus, 612 nucleotides long. RefSeq lists its product as uncharacterized. Lineage: Eukaryota; Fungi; Ascomycota; Eurotiomycetes; Eurotiales; Aspergillaceae. The transcript has 2 exons. The record is from RefSeq and is a predicted model, not a curated record. Bases 1 to 612 code for a protein of 203 amino acids.